UUCCUGUCGGUCAAUCGAUCGGAAUUGUAAAGGUCAUCAAAGUAGCCAAUCUUCGACAGUAGUUCAAUCUUACCAAUUGUGAGCGUAUUGGGACAUCUCUUAUUCCGUCCCAGCAAACGAAAGUGUUUUCUACACCAUCGAUAUCACUCGCAACAAUCUAGCACAACCUUCAUCAUUUGAACACCACUUCAACCUCACGGAUGACGUACAUAUAAUAUCACUUCAUCAUGAAGCAUCUCUUGCAUGCGAUCGACGCAAGACGCGAUAGCGUCCAACUAUCCGACCACGAUAUAUAUCGCCUUCUGCACGGAAGUCGCGGCAAAAAUGAUGAUAAAAUCGAAUUCACAGAAGCAAUGGUAAGAGUUUUGGAAGAAUUGAAAAGUAGCGAACAUGCUAGUGCUUUUUUGACCAAAGUUGCAAAACGUGACGCUCCGGAUUACUAUGAUGUGAUCAAAAAUCCAAUGGAUUUAGGCACAAUGCUUCGAAACGUUCGACAAGGACGAUAUAAAAACAAACCACAAUUCAUGCGUGAUCUUGACCUCAUUUGGGAUAACUGCCUUACCUACAACAGCGAACCAACCCAUCCUCUAAGGCGAAGCGUUCAAAUUUUACGAGCAAAGGCUAACCAUCUUUUGACAUAUGUCAAUGAUUCGAAUGACGCCGACGAAGCUUUGAAUCAAUGGCUUGCAGCAUCCAGUCUCCAACGAGGCUCUUCGGAUACAUCAAUCUCAGGAGCGAAUAUGCGAGUCGGAGGCGCAGGUGAUCAAUCUUCAUUGUCGAAAAAGGGAUUGGGUAUUGCCAAAAUAAGCGUAACAUCGUUCAUCGAUACGCCUUUCGAACAGAGACCAGCACUUUUGCGCAAUGCAGAAGCGAUGAAAACGUUUGAAAUGUUAAAUUCUUCAUUGAAUGAUUUGGACCGAAAAUUUGACCAUCAAUACUUAAAUCCGCAAGCAGGGCCAAGUUCACGUACACUGGAUCUUCCCUCCCAGCAAAGUGCAUUAGUACAACGGUCACUUGACAUGCUCAAAACACUCGAGGGACCUCAAAAGGGUGUACUACGAAAAGCUCUGACGACAUUACCCGAGGAGAGUUCCACUUCAAACAACCAACAAAACGGCGGCAAUAGCGUUAUUGAAGAUGAUGAAUCAUCUCCGAUGCCAUAUCCCUUAGAACCUGAAGGAACCGAAGAGGAAGUUGAGAAGGAAGCGUACGAUAUUGGAGCUGUUUGGUGGAAUAGUAUGGCCCAUCCAAGCUUGCUUGCUUCUGGUGUGUCAACAUUGCACAAUUCGGAACAGUUGCCUAAUAGGCGGAUACGACACAUUGGAGGACGACCAGCGAAAAAGAGACGACAGAAUGGAGUGGUUGAGGAACAGAACAUGGACAACAAUCGAUUAGCGGGUGCUUCGAGAGCAGUGGAAAAUAAUGUUAGAGUGAUCACCCGACUACGGCGAACGCAUAUGAAAUACGGAAGGUUGAACAACCAUAUUGAGUCUGGUGAGCCUAUACCAGCCGAUCUUGGCGUAGUAUCAUCCGAUGAUGAAGAUGAUCGAGAUGAAUUCGGAUACCAAAGCAAACAAGAGUCGGUUAAUCGUCGUACAGAGAAGCCGAGAAGGAAAGCGCCGGAUGCGUUGAUGAUACCUUUACACGAAAUGACAGGCAAUCCUUAUCCAAGUUUGAGUGGAGAGGGUGCUUCGGAUCUAUUGCAAAAUCGAACCAAUCUCUUGUUGGCUCAUGCAGGUUUUGAUGGCUCACAAAAAGCAGCAGCUGAUGUGAUGGUUGAUGUUGCGGGAGAAUUCCUCAUGAAUAUCGGUCGGACGAUGAGGUCGUAUUCGGAUCGAUUUGCACAAGAGAUGAGCGUAGAGGAACUUAUCUUACACGCAUUGUUUGAGAACGGAGGGAUUGACGUUCGCAGCUUGGAGUCGUAUGUAGCCGAUGAUGUUGUACGAUAUGGAAACAAGAUGACGGAUCUCUUACGUAAAUUGCGUACAAGCUAUAAGGACACUUUGGCCAAUACGGAUCUCACUAUGGCCGAUGAAGCCGCAUACUUUGGAUCUGCAGCAGCUGGAAUGGAGAAUGGCAAUGCACAGGCUAUGACAAACGGCACAAUGGCAGGGGAGGAAGACGAAAAUAUCAUACGUGGUGGAUACGCAGCCGGAUUGGACGAAGACUUUUUCGGAUUUAAAGAUAUGGGAUUGGACGAAGAAUUGGGCAUCGAUGUUGGCAGACAAUUGGCAGCAAUGCCAAGCAGAGUGUUUGCCAGAAAAGAUCAAGAUGGUGUCAAUGGUCCUGGUGGUAUGGGAGCGAAGAACAGGAUGGGAGGAUCUGGCAGUAGCGGAGCAUCAUCUUUGGACUUUGAUCCUCCUUCGCCGUUUGUGCCACUUACAGAAGCUGCCAUCUCAGCGCAAAUUGAGUUAUUGAGACCGUUCUAUCGAGAAGAAUUGCGUUCGCGUGGUCAAUGGCAGCAAGCAACACAAGAUCAAGAACGGGAUGAUGUUGAAGGAACGAAUUCCAAUACGAUCGAAGGCGGUGAAGAAAGCGCAGAAAACAAGAAUGAGAAAGACGCUUAUCUGAUCUUGCCUGACGAAGACCAAGAGAGACAACGAUACAAAGUUCCGCCAACAGGCAAAUUGCCAAGAAGGGCAAUGAAAGAACGUUCAACUCAAAGUACGAACAAGAGCUCUUCGCAGAAGACUUCCAAAGUAAACGGUGGUGAAGCAACAGGUAACAAUGCAAACGGUAAUAUUCGUAAGCCAGCAUUGAGUACUACUAGUAGCUUUGGAAAAUCUUCAACACCAGCGAUGAACGGAAACGGGAAAAGCUCAACAAAGAGCAAGAGUAAGAAAAAAGAUUCCUCAUCACACCAGAAUGGAAAACAACACCAUUCUAUACCCACUGUAACCGUUAGCUAGAAUGCAGAAAUGUACCUUAUUUGAUGAAUGUUGUUCAUGAGUAACAUGAAUACUCAGUCUCUAAAUGUUGUGAAAGAUAUGCAGAUAUGCGCUCGAUACAGGAA
Molecule: messenger RNA, 3013 nt
Organism: Meira miltonrushii
Lineage: Eukaryota; Fungi; Basidiomycota; Exobasidiomycetes; Exobasidiales; Brachybasidiaceae
Exons: 4
Coding region: 228-2909 (893 amino acids)
Biological process (GO): regulation of transcription by RNA polymerase II
Cellular component (GO): SAGA complex; SLIK (SAGA-like) complex
Molecular function (GO): protein heterodimerization activity; structural molecule activity
Source: RefSeq, a predicted model, not a curated record